Trematosphaeria pertusa is the source of this 816-nucleotide messenger RNA. RefSeq lists its product as uncharacterized. The transcript is spliced from 4 exons. The record is from RefSeq and is a predicted model, not a curated record. Bases 1 to 816 code for a protein of 271 amino acids. Lineage: Eukaryota; Fungi; Ascomycota; Dothideomycetes; Pleosporales; Trematosphaeriaceae.
AUGCAGAACUUGAUGAUGGGGCACGCCAACAUAAGAACGUUCCUGAAACACUACCUCUCGCGACGCGUCACGGUGGACACGCAGGCCGUCGUGCGAGGCAUUCAGCCCCAGGGUGCCCUAAUGCGCGCAGCUUGUACCAUGAGUCGUUCGAUUGACUAUCGUCGGCCACAACGGCUCACGCCAGAACAAUCUGCAUUGGUGAACAAUUAUCCUACAGAUGUCGAGCAGCAGCUUGCUGGCAUCAAAAUCAAGGACGACGUCAAAGGAGGACAUGGUGCUCUGCUCCCGGCACAGAAGGAGUUGGUUAACGCUAUCCUGGCUCGUCCGGGACUCACACUGGAGGAAGAGAUUAGUUGGCGGAACACGGCCAUCAGUGCCGUCAUGCGAUAUUGUGGGAUCGAGGAGGGUGGAAUACACCCAUCCCGGCCGAAACGAUUGAGUGGUCGCAUUACACCACCUGGCAAGAACGAAGACAAUGCCCAGCUGGAUCUUGAUGAAAAGGCGCUGGAAGCUGCUAAGGUGGCGGUGUACAAGGAAACGAGGCCGAGGAUAUGUUUCGUUUGCCUAGGAAAUGAGAAUCUGCCUACGGAACUGCGCACAUACUCGUUUUAUACCUUGGGAGAUCUUAGCAAACAUUUCAAGAGGAAGCACCUGCAGUACAUCAAGGAAGGGGAUCAGCUCGGCUGCAGUCUCUGUCAAGUGUGGCUUGAAGACAAAAUGCACCUGCAGCGACAUGCAUGUGAGGUCCACGGUACCGUCUCACUUAAGGACAAGUUAGAGGCUGCAUUACCAGCUAACAGCGAGAACGCCGACUGA